UCCAUCCCCUUCUCCUCUCCUCUCCUCUCACUCCCACUUCCUGCUGCCACUCUCACUCCUGCGCCUCCGUGCACGCGUCGCCGGCGUCGCCCGAGCUUCUCCUCGCCGGGAAAGCCCGCCAUUGAGCGGCAGAUCCAUCCUGCUAGCGCUAGCUAGCUCCAGAUCCACGACGCCGACGAAAUAAUUAAUCCACUCUUCACCUCUCUCGGCGGCGCAUGCCGAUGCGACUGCGACGGGAUUACUUCGUGACCGCCGCGGCCGGAUCCAUGCUUUGAGCAAUGGGCGGUCGGGCUCACCUUCCCUCAAUCCAGUCUCUUCCAGGCCCAGAUCUACGACGCGGAGAAGAAGAAAUAAACAUUCCACUGUUCACCUCCCUCAGUCCAUUCUCUUUCAGGGUUCAGAUCCACGACGCGGAGAAGAAGAAACAAUCCACUCUUCACCGUCAGUGUACCAAGCGAGCUGCCUCUGAGUUGCACCACAUUCAGGGUUCAGAUCCACGACGCGGAGAAUAAAUCAAAUCCACUCUUCACCUGCACUGCGAGUCCAGCGAGCUCUCGCGCUGGGUUGCAACACAAUCUGGUUGUCGAUUUGUAGCUAGCUGUUUACUGUCGGUGCAUUAAACAAUCUGACCUCCACUGACAGUUGACUGACCAAGCUCUGAGCUAGCAGGGCCAUGGAGGCGGCUCUCGUCAGCGUGGCGACGGGGGUCCUCAAACCUGUCAUAGGGAAGCUGACCGUUCUGCUCGGAAACGAGUACAAGCGGUUCAAGACAGUUUGCAAGGAGAUCAAGUCCCUCACCCAUGAGCUCGCCGCAAUGGAGGCUUUUCUCCUCAAGAUGUCUGAGGAUGAGGAUCCUGAUGUGCAGGAUAAAGUUUGGAUGAAUGAGGUGCGGGAGCUGUCCUACGACAUGGAGGACGCCAUCGACGACUUCAUGCAAAGCAUCGGUGACAAGGACGAAAAGCCAGAUGGUUUCAUUGAGAAAGUGAAGAACUCACUAGGGAAGUUGGGGAAGAUGAAGGCUCGCCGUCGGAUCGGCAAAGAGAUUCAGGAUCUGAAGAAACAAAUCAAAGAGGUGGGUGAGAGGAAUGCAAGGUACAAGGGUCGUGAGACCUUCUCCAAGACGGUCAAUGCGACUGUUGAUCCUAGAGCUCUUGCUAUAUUUGAGCAUGCAUCGAAGCUCGUUGGAAUCGAUAAGCCCAAGGCUGAGAUAAUCAAGCUGUUAACAGAAGAGGAUGUUCGUGCUUCAGAGCAACAACAACAACAACAACAACCGAAGAUAGUCUCUAUUGUUGGAUCUGGAGGUAUGGGCAAAACAACUCUUGCAAACCAAGUGUAUCAAGAGAUCAAAGGGCAAUUCGAGUGCUGGGCCUUCUUAUCCGUGUCGCGAAGCCCGGACAUGAUGAAUAUUCUGAGGACUAUUCUCAGUGAAGUUAGCGGUCAAGGUUAUUCUAACACGGAAGCAGGGAGUGUACCAAUACUCAUUAGCAAGAUCAAUGACUUCCUACUAGAUAAAAGGUACUUUGUUGUUGUUGACGAUAUAUGGGACGUGGAUACCUGGAAUAUUAUUAAGUGUGCAUUCCCUGCUACAAGUUCUACCAGUAGAAUAAUCACAACUACUCGUAUAAACAAUGUCGCUCAUUCAUGUUGUUCAUCAUUCAAUGGCUGUAUUUACAAUAUAAGGGCUCUUGAUAUGGUGCAUUCAAGACAGUUAUUUCAUAGAAGGCUAUUCAAGUCUGAUGAAGAUUGCCCUUCAUACCUUCAAGAAAUUUCUGAGCGGAUAUUGGAAAAAUGCCAUGGAGUACCUUUGGCGAUCAUUGCUAUAUCUGGUUUGUUGGAUAACAUAGAAAAAACAGAAGAUCGAUGGAAUCAAGUGAAAGAUUCAAUUGGUCGUGCACUUGAAAGGAAUCCCAGCGUCGAAGGAAUGAUGAAGAUUUUGUCACUUAGUUAUUUUGAUAUUCCUGCUUAUCUGAAAACUUGCCUCUUAUACCUGAGCAUAUAUCUAGAAGAUUCUACUAUUGAGAAGAAGGACCUGAUAAGAAGAUGGAUUGGUGAAGGAUUCAUUCAUAGAGAAGGCAGAUACAUGGCAUAUGAGGUAGGAGAAAGGUGUUUUAAUGAACUACUCAAUAGGGGUUUGAUCCAACCUGGGGCGACAGAUAUCUAUGGCGAAGUGAAGAGUUGCCGGGUUCAUGACACAAUUCUUGAUUUCAUCAUAUCCAAGUCCAUAGAAGAGAACUUUGUUACUAUACUUGGGGUUCCCACUAUGACAAUUGUAAACCAAAGCAAAGUUGUUCGUCGACUCUGUCUACAAGGUGUCAAGGAAGGAAAUUCAGCAAUAUUGAUUGCAAAUCUCGUGUUUUCCCAUGUUCGAUCACUUACUAUGGUUAGAGGUCUGUUGGUAAUUCUUUCUUUGGAGGAGUUCAGACAUCUGCGUGUUCUUGACUUGAUGGAUUGCUCUGAAUUGGAAGAUCAACAUCUUGAAAAUAUAGUGAGGUUGUUCCACCUGCGGUACCUGAAUCUCAAAGAUACAAAAAUAAGCAAGCUCCCGGAACAAAUUGGUCGUUUAGGAUGCUUAGAGGUGCUGGACCUAAGACGGACUUCUGUGAAGGAAUUACCUGCAUCUAUUGUGAAUCUCAGAAAAUUGAUGCAUGUACUUGUUAAUCCUGGUGUGAAAUUUCCUGAUGGGAUUGCGAAGAUGCAAGCACUGGAGACAUUGGAAUAUGUCAGAGUCGACAAUCAGCCAGUAGACUUCCUGAGCGGCCUUGGUCAACUAAUGAAUUUGAGGAAUCUGCGGCUUACCAUUGAUUUGAAAGUUGAUUCUGACACUGAGGAUACAAAUAUGGUUGGGGAGGAGCACAAGAAAGCUAUUGUCUCCUCCCUGUGUAAGCUAGGCACCCAUAACCUUCGCUCCCUCACUAUUACUAUUGGGUUUGGGAGCAGCCUCUUGAAUGAGGAAUCUUUGUGCCUGCCUACCCUCGAGGACUUUUCUAUCCGUUUUUGGUCCUUCCGACAGGUUCCGACAUGGGUGGGCUCCCUCAGAAACCUCCAACGGCUACACCUUCGUGUGGAGGGGCUCAAGCAGGACGACGUCUGCACCCUUGGGGCUUUACCCAGUCUGCUCGUUCUGGAUGUGAUGGAUGAAACAGGGUCAAACGGAAAGCUCAGAAUCAGUGGUGAAGUUGGGUUCCGAUUCUUGAGGAUUUUUAUUUAUGAAGGAUGUUAUAAUCCAGUAGAUCUGAUGUUUGGGGCAGGGUCCAUGCCCAAGCUUGAAAAACUCGUGCUUGAAUGUCUAAGCAUAGUUGAAACUAACCCUCGAGACUUUGGAAUCAAGAACCUCCCCUGCCUCAGUACUAUCAAAUUUACUCGUGUUUGUGGCGAUAAUCACAUUGUUGAAGCCGUGAAGACUGCCUUGGAAAGAUCAGCCAGCACACAUCCCAACCAUCCUAGUAUGUUCUUUUCAGCUCGAUUGUUGAAGCUAAUUGAAUAAAGAAGCCAAUAACCCAGGAGUUGCUGCUGGUCGUUGUCCGGCCAGCUGACUCUUAAGUUUAAGAGUGUUCAGCUUGAUUCUUCUCUCUGUUAUGGUACACCUGUGCGUUGUAUUCUCCCCGUCGGAUGAUGUACUAUGGAGUCCGUGUGAUCCAAAAUUGUAGAAUUGGUAAAGACUGCUACUGUACUGCCUCAUGGGCUGUUUGGUUGUUCGAUGAGUUGCAUUUUAUGUAAUAAUCAGUCAUCCAUGUUGAUGAUUUAAUAUUAUUGGGCUACUAUUCGUAGUUGUCAGAACAACUGGUAAUACAUUUUCCUGUUCUCUUUGGCAAGCCA
Messenger RNA from Triticum dicoccoides, 3816 nucleotides. Its product is annotated as disease resistance protein RGA5-like. NCBI's taxonomy places the organism in Eukaryota, Viridiplantae, Streptophyta, Magnoliopsida, Poales, Poaceae. Gene Ontology annotation, biological process: defense response to other organism. Bases 674 to 3484 code for a protein of 936 amino acids. The transcript is spliced from 6 exons. The record is from RefSeq and is a predicted model, not a curated record. Gene Ontology annotation, molecular function: ADP binding.